ACGAAUCAAGUUUGGUGCAAUGAGUUUCGAUAAAAACGCCAGAAAAGCGAAUACUUGUACAGAUAUUCGCAAUUAUUUUAAGGAAUACUGUGAUGCGACCAGUAUACACGGUUUUAAAUAUUUUGGUGAGAAUCGUUCUCUGUGUGAAAGGUUGUGGUGGUCCAUGAUCUUCAUUAUCUGCCUUUCUGGUUGCUGCUUUGUGAUAUUCACAAUAUACGAAAAAUACGAAAAGAGUCCAGUGAUCGUGACCUUUGCGACUAAAGAAACUCCAAUUUAUAAAAUUCCAUUUCCAACAGUUACCAUUUGUCCGGAAAUUAAAUCGACAAAAGCUAAAUUUUAUUAUGGUCGAGCAGUGAAAGAGAAAAAUGAUGGUAAAUCGACUUUUGAAGAUGAUCAAAAAAUAGAUUACCUGUCGGUGUUGUGUGACAGCUAUAAUCGAGUGCCACAUUUACAGAAUGAGUCUUUCACUGAGGAUUUUUUUAAUACUUUACACGAGAUUAAACCGGAUAUUUUGAAUCAGAUUUACGGCUGCGUGUUCAUGGGAAAAGAACUCAAAUGCAAAGAUAUUUUUAUUCCUGUAAUGACAGACGAAGGAAUAUGCUACUCUUUUAAUAUUUUGGAUCGUAGCCAAAUUUUUGAUGAUUUAGUUUAUCACUUUAACGGGUAUCACAAGACAGGAGAGAAUUCCUCAACGUGGAGUAUUGAUAAAGGAUAUUUGAACGAAUCUAAAAUUGACAUUUAUCCAAGGAGAGCUUUACUUGCUGGAGCUGCGAAUGGGUUAACAAUGCAAUUAGCGACCCCUAAAAAUGAUAUAGAUCAUACCUGCAAAGGAAUACAGGGUUACAGGGUGGUUUUGCACACACCUAUGCGAAUGCCGAGAUUGAAACAGGAGUAUUUUCGAGUACCAUUGGAUGAAGCCGUGGUUACAGCAGUUAAACCAAUCAUGAUUAGUACGUCUGAGGCUGUAAAAAAAUACGACAUAAAGAAACGAGAUUGUUGCUUUCCUUUCGAAAGAAAAUUAAUGUUUUUUAAAACUUACAGCCAGUUAAAUUGCCAACUGGAGUGCUUAACUAAUUUUACUCUAGCCACAUGUGGAUGUGUGAAUUUUUUUAUGCCACGACAUAACAAUACUAAAAUUUGUGGAACUGGAAAAUAUGAAUGCAUGAAAUUAGCUGAGAGUAUUCUUUACACUGAAGAGGUUUACGAAAAAUUUCUGGAUCGUCCUAAAAAAUUAAUGCGUGAGACCACCGUAGACUGUAACUGUAUGCCGCUUUGUACAGAUUUAAGUUAUAACACAGAAACAUCACAGACAAGUUGGACUUGGAAAGAAGACGCCUUUUCGAGGAGCAAACAAAAUUUAGACAAACAAAAAAUGCACUUGUCAAGUUUGACGAUUUACUUCAAAUUUAACCACUUUAUUACAUCAGAACGAAAUGAACUCUAUGGACCAACAGAUUUCUUAGCCAAUUUUGGAGGACUGUUGGGGCUAUUUACCGGUUUUUCUCUUUUGUCUUUAAUGGAAAUUAUUUAUUUUUUAACACUCAGGAUUUGUUGUAAUAUGAAAAUGUACGGGAAAUGGACGGGGCUAGCCAAGCAAUAAAAUAAUGAAAUAAACGAGACUCUAAUUGUUGAACAGA
Messenger RNA from Zophobas morio, 1637 nucleotides. RefSeq names its product pickpocket protein 28-like. Gene Ontology annotation, cellular component: plasma membrane. Gene Ontology annotation, biological process: sodium ion transmembrane transport. The record is from RefSeq and is a predicted model, not a curated record. The transcript has 8 exons. Lineage: Eukaryota; Metazoa; Arthropoda; Insecta; Coleoptera; Tenebrionidae. Bases 20 to 1600 code for a protein of 526 amino acids. Gene Ontology annotation, molecular function: ligand-gated sodium channel activity.